CUGUAGUGUUACUGGUAUUGUCCCUCUACAUUAAAUGUAUAUGUCGAUAUGCACAACAAGUGCAUCAAAACGCUGCUUGGCGUCUGCUUUGUAGGCGGAGGGCGGAAUUUCGUCGCAUCUUCCGAUUGGCUGGCCUUGAGUGACGUUUCUGGAGCCGCUUCCUGGUCUGGCUGCUCUCCAGGGGAGGAGGAGAGAAGCGACUGCGGUGUUUGCUAGUCUCAACAAAAUGGCUGCGAGACCACUGACGCCGAAAGCUCACUGAUCCGCCUACCACGGCCGUGCUCUGCGCUGUCAGGACCCUCGCAGAAUGUAUUUUCUCGGAGUCGCUUCCCACUUUGCAUUCGCGGUAGCUGGCGCGUUACAAGUCGUCCCGCUGGUCACCUAGACACAACAGUUAUUUUUUUUGUGCACUUUAAAACCAAGUUGGCCGGCUGGCUUUCGGACGGCUGUCGGCAAGCUCGGACAAAAAAAAAACUGCGCCAUUCCAUUUUCAUUUCUUUUUUUUUUUUUCAGUGCGGCUCAACUUCUACCGGCUAAUGUUGUCGACAACAAUUUAGCUGCGUCUUACAAGGUCAUUCUUAUUCGUAUCGUUUGUUUUUGUUGUUGCCUUCGCGUAGUCCCCCUCCCCGCCCCUUAUACGAGAUCGCAUAUGGCGUUUUAGCGUUAUUUUUGCAGCAUUUUUUCCAAUGUUUCUCCCAAACGACACAUUACAAAACAGUGAUUUUGUAUCUGUGGCCGAGGAGGGGGCGUUGUAUACCUCGUUCAACUGUCACCAAGCUGCUCCGGCGGCCGCCGGCGAAGCUGCCAAGUCUUGACUGAAUCUGCUCCAUCGCUUUACGGGUAACUUUGGAGAGGACGCCGGGGAUUGAUUACAAGCUGACAAAGCCGUGCUUAACGCAAGCUGAGAGAAGCAAGAAAAACAAGAACGAGAACCGUUUGAUGGAAGAAAAGAAAAAGAAAAAACAAGAAGAAAAGAUCAAGAAGGUCAUCGCUCAGAAGAAGGCUGCUGAACAGAAACCCAAAGUGCCAGAGCCUGCUCCCCCUAAGCCCAGUCCCUGCACAGCCAACCACGUCCACCCUGCCAGCCCUACGCUGCCACUCUCCUUCUCAUUUUCUUGUGGAAAUGACAAGCGCACUUCCUGCAGUAGCCAGCUCCAGAGUCCCGUUGCCCCUCAGUCACAGUGCACGUCGUCCUCUGCCGGCGCUCGCUACCCACCGAGAGAGGUGCCCCCGCGCUUCCGGCAGCAGGAGCAGAAGCAGCUACUGAAGAGAGGCCAGCCGCUGCCUGCAGGAGCCUUUGGUGCUCUCACGCCCUCCUCUUCCUGCUUGUCACCUUCAUUACCUUACUCUUCAUCUUCUACAAGUACCAGCAGCACUACACCAAAGUCUGCAGAGUUCACUGCAGGCCAACAACACUCACCAGACAUAUCCCCGAAGAGUGGCCCUGCUGCCCAGAUUUGCCAGUGGGGCGCCUCCUUGAAUGCAGACGGCAUUUCCGGUGACAACAGUUGGAACAAAGGAAAUACUGACAGAAGUGAUACUGAAGCUUGCCGCAGCAGUGACCUCGGUCAGCCUCCAGCACCGGCAUGCCCCUUUGGCUCAGCUAGCUUCAGCACAGACUGCAGUACUGUCACUACCGUUAGUGGUACUUUACUGACUAUGGCCACGGGUGCCACAGGCCAGCCGGCCCACUACACAUCUCUCAAAUCUAACAAUAAUAUGAUGACAGGACCUGGAUCAGCUAACACAUUGUCAACUAACAGAGGUUGGGGCUCAGAUGCCAAACAAGAUGGAAUGAAUAGUGGGCGGGUCGGAACGCCCAAUCACUGGGGCUCACCCGGUUUUAACUUGAAUCUCAAUCCUAGUGCCAACCCUUCUGCGUGGCCUGUUCUCGGUCAUGAGGGUGGUGGUGUUAUUGGCUCAAAUGGUGUCUCAGCCUCAUCUCACCCACCAGGCAGUGGGAAUGGCGAUAUUGGGAACGGGAGCCUUGGAGGCACAAGCACUUGUGGCGGAGGUUGGGUUAGCAUGGUUGGUGCUAAUGAAAAUGAACAGCAGCGCCCUUCCACCAUCCCAAGCUUGUCCUUCAAUAUGGAAACUAACCUUAACACUGAUGGACCAAACCACACCAAGCAACAAGCUCAGGAGCCUAUGAGCCCGAUCCAUGGGUUAACAGGCUGGGGAGGUCAGUCGCCUACUGAAUCUUCCCAACUCAAUGGAGACACAACAGGCAGCUCUGUCUGGGGCAGUGCUGAAACCAAGGCAGCUGAUUCCCCCAAGGACUCUGGCUGGGACGCAGCACCGCCUGCGGGCCUCUCUGCUUGGGGUCGCCAAGGUAGUGGUGGUGGCGGGAGUAAUGGAAGUGGUGGCUGGGGCGACUGGGGGAAACCCUCAGGAGGUGGCGAUGCAUCAAAAGGCUGGGACUCUGUUGAUGCUGUCAUUUCAGAUCAAGGUUCAGGUCAAGAGCAACAACUUGGCUCAUGGGGUAAGCAGCCUGGAACUGCCCCAGCAAGUGAAGGUAGUGGGGACAGCAGAGAUGGCCAUUCUCACCACAGAGAGAGGUCCUCAAGCAUGGAUUUUACCCCCGUGUUACCCCGACAGGACCUGGAUCCUCGGGUGCUGAGUAACACGGGUUGGGGGCAGACUCCCAUCCGACAGCAUACCGUGUGGGAGAUGGAAGAAGCAAACUCUGAUGAUGGGAAAAGCAACAGCAGCUCAGACACAUUUGAAAGUUCCAGUUCUAACAGUGGAUCCACAUGCACCAACGGAGGUGCCGUCAACCCCAACAUAGGUACGAAUCCAAGGCAUGGAUCUGAUGCAAAACAUGAAAGCGAAAGAUCGUCAGGCUGGGGAGCCCCUCCACCCCCGUCAGUUGAGACUGCAUCAGGAUGGGGUGAUCCCCCACAUUCACAGAAAGAAGCCACUAAUGGCACCACCAGUGGCUGGGGAGACCCCUUACCUACCGGUGGACCUAAAAAUGUAGGCAUGACAUCUUGGGGCUCUGAGGACAAGUCACCUAGCUGGGACAGUGACAUGACAAAAAGCCAGUCCACUAAUUGGGGGGAGGGCACGAUUAGCUCCCGUGGUUGGGGAAGUAGUAAUGGGGGCACCAACAGUUCUAGCACAAGGGACUGGGGAGAACCAGAACGCAAGAACAAUGGGUCGCCCAGCAGCAUGUGGGAAGGGGAAGGAGGAAAUGGAGGUAAUGGAGGAUGGAAGGAAAAUCCUAGAGGAGGAAUUAGAGGAGGUGGUAAACUUACUUCUUCUUCUGUAAGUAGCGGCACUUGGGGAGAGAACGCCCGUACCAGUGGCCCAGUGCAGGGCACCUGGGGCUCCUCCAAGCCCACUGAAAGCAGUGGCAGCAGCACUGGUAGUGGAGGAGGGGGCAGCAUUGGUUCUUGGGGAGGUCCUAGUUCUGUCAAACAGAACACCUCCGGUUGGAGCAAUGUCAGCAAACAGGACCAAGGCUUGGAAUCUACAGGUUGGGAGGAGCCCUCCCCUCCCUCUAUCCGCAGGAAGAUGGAGAUUGAUGAUGGAACAUCCACCUGGGGUGAUCCUGGCACGUACAGCAAGACUGUCAAUAUGUGGGAUCGCAAUAAUCCGAAUAAUAAUGCAGGCAACAGCGGUCCACCCCCCAUGAAGAAUAGUGGCAUGAUCACACCCAACAAUAAUAAUCACUCUGUCGGCCCUAACAACAACAAUCACCACCACGGCCAUCCAGUGCACCACCAUCCUCACCAUGGCAAUGUGCCAAGCCAUCUCCAUCAACAUCAUGGAAACAACUAUGGGCCACCCAACAGUUGUGCCCCACACCCAGGUGCGGGUCCCCAGAGUCGACCUCCUCUUGCUAACCCAGGCUGGGGAGAACUUCCCAGUGUUCAGCCUAAGUCAGAGCCUGCUUGGGGAGAGCCUGCAGCUCCAACAUCAGCUGUGGACAACGGCACCUCUGCUUGGGGCAAACCAUCAGGAGGUGUCAGCGGAUGGGGAGAUGGUGUCCAUGAGCCCACUGGACCUUAUGGCAGGGCCAACGGACCCUCCUGUGCUGCACCCUGCAAGACUGGUCCCAAACCUAUGCAAGACAGCUGGGGAAAUGGAGGGGAUGAAAUGGGCAUGUCAACAGGCCAGUGGGACACUGAGGAUGGGGACAUGUGGAGCAACCCCACCUCGCUGGAGAGCAGCUCCUCCUGCAAUUCCUGGGGCAAUGGAUCCAAGAAGAUCCCGAACAAGGUGUCUCUUCAGGGGAAGAUGAUGAACAAACCAGAUGAGACAUGGAUCAUGAAUCGUCUCAUCAAACAGCUCACCGACAUGGGUUUUCCGAGAGAUCCUGCUGAGGAGGCACUGAAGAGCAAUAACAUGAAUCUUGACCAGGCCAUGAGCGCUCUGCUGGAAAAGAAGACUGACCUGGACAAGCGUAGUUUGGGCAUUUCUCAUUACAGCAACGGCCUGAACAAGCCACUGGUGUGUCGACCAUCCAUGCUCUCGAAAGAUCCCUCUGACCACAAUGCCUUCCUUGACAAGGAUGGUGUUCUUUCCAACGAUGCCCCCCCAUCACCAUUUAUGCCUUCCCCCAGCCUGAAGCUCCCCCUGGCCAAUAGUAGCCUUCCCGGGCAGGGUCUGGGACAGGGCAACUCGGGGCUGGCCAUGCAAAACUUGAACAACAGACAGAUACCCAGUGGAAUGUUUGGCAGCAGUGGAGCAGCACAAGGCCGGGCCAUGCAGCAGCAGCCUCCUCAGCCACCAGUGCCACCUCUGAGCUCCUCCAUGCCUAGUCUACGUGCUCAAGUGCCUCAGUAUCUCUCCCCUCAGGUCCAAGCACAGCUCUUGCAAUUUGCAGCAAAAAACAUUGGUCUGAACCCUGCACUUUUAACCUCACCAAUAAACCCUCAACAAAUGACCCUGUUGUACCAACUUCAGCAACUUCAAAUGGCAUACCAGCGUUUACAAAUCCAGCAGCAGAUGAUGCAGGCGCAGCGUAAUGUUUCCGGUCCCAUUCGACAACAAGAGCAGCAAGUCGCACGCACAAUCACCAACAUGCAGCAGCAGAUCCAGCAGCACCAGCGUCAACUCUACCAGGCGCUGCUGAUGAAGCAGCAGCAGCAGCUUCCCUCCCAUUCCGCCUCCUCUUCCUCCUCCCAAGCUGGUCUGCAUGCCCCCGGUGGCCCCACCGGAGGCCCCGGAUCUGCAAAAUCAACCCUGGACCCUUUCACAGGCCCGCAUCAUGCUCUGGGCCUGGUCGACACACUGCACACCAAAGAGCCGCUGUCUUCACCCAACGCCUACAGCACCUACCCUCUUUCUGGACUUAAUCCAAACAUGAAUGUAAACUGUAUCGAGGUUGGGGGUCUGUCUCUGAAGGAGCCCCCUCAGCCCCAGUCCCGCCUGUCCCAGUGGACACACUCCAACUCCAUGGACACCCUGGGUGGCAACACCUCAAACCUGGAGAACAACCUCAACAAACAUGGUGCCAUAUCUGCUGCCUCUACCUUGGGGCCACCUGGGAAGCCCUCACAGCUAGAGGAUUCCUACAGCCCAUACAAUCUGAUGUCCAGCUCGGACUCCCCCGCCAGUUCCUUGGUACCGCCAGACAACUGGGGCCAAGGCAAGAACCCCAAUGAAAAGAUCGCCAACGGGACCAACAUUAACUGGCCCCCAGAAUUCUGCCCAGGUGUGCCAUGGAAGGGCCUUCAGAACAUUGACCCUGAGAACGAUCCCAAUAUGACCCCUGGUAGCGUCCCGAGUGGUCCUACCAUCAACACAAACAUCCAUGACGUCAACAGAUAUCUUCUGCGUGACAGGAAUGGAGGCAAACUGUCCGAUGUGAAGUCCACCUGGUCCACUGGGUCCAUGACUCAGAACCAAGCCUCCCUGACUCACGAGCUGUGGAAAGUCCCUCAAGGCCCACGCGGCUCGGCAGCCCCGUCCCGACCCCCACCGGGCCUCACCAACACCAAAUCUUCCUCUACAUGGGGGGGCAACUCACUGGGACUGUCCCAGGGCUGGAGUGGCUCUUACGCCUCGGAGGGAACCACAUGGAGUACAGACAGCUCCAACAGGACCAGCAGCUGGCUGGUGCUGAGGAAUCUCACACCUCAAAUUGACGGUUCAACUCUACGGACCCUGUGCAUGCAGCACGGCCCUUUGAUCACAUUCCACCUCAACCUGACCCAAGGGAACGCCGUGGUGCGCUACAGCUCCAAGGAUGAGGCCGCCAAGGCCCAGAAGUCUCUGCACAUGUGUGUGCUCGGUAACACCACCAUCUUGGCAGAGUUUGCUGGGGAGGAGGAGGUGAACCGCUUCUUUGCACAAGGCCAGUCGCUGGCCUCAAACACCACCACCAGCUGGCAAGCCAACCCGGGAACCAAUCAGAAUCGAAUGGGCGGGGCAGCGGCGUCUCACUCCAUCGCCCAGUGGAGCACCGGCGGCGGGGGAGGAGGUGGCGGUGGCAAGACCAGCGGAGGGGACCUGCUUUGGGGGGGUGUUCCCCAAUACUCCAGCCUGUGGGGGCCUCCGAGCGGGGAGGACGCACGCGUGAUCGGGAGCCCCACCCCUAUUAAUACUCUGCUGCCUGGAGACCUGCUGAGUGGGGAGUCCAUGUAGAAGGAGCAAAAAACCCAAGCAAAUCAUGUGGCGAUAAUCAGCUCCAUUUUACAACUUUCUGUAACUGUGAAUUGAGAAAUGGAAGGCUCACCAGCCCUUCUCUUUCUUUCGUGUUACCUUUUGUUCCUUUCAUUUUGGAAAUGACUUUGUAAGAAAAAAAAAAAAGAACUCAAACGUGACACAAAGAAACCUUUUUGAGUUUGGUUUGGUUUUGUUAGGAGAAGCAAUCAAAGCUGCCAUCUACCCUUUCCUUGCAAGAAGAAUCAUCCCAGACAAAAAGACUCUCAAGCGAUCAUUCCCAGCAUGCCCGUGGCCAACGAUGCGGUUGGAUGACCUUUACUUGUUACUCUUUGUUUCUCAGCACUAAUAUUAGCCUUAAGUGCUCACCUGGUCCUUUCCAAACCGGCUUUUUUUUUGUUGAUAAACUGAAGAAGCAGAUGGAAUCUUGCACAGUUUUUGACCUCUUGAGCCAGUGCCACGCAACUGGCGACCGACUCUCUUCGGGAAACCCGGCUCCUCGGACUCUUCACUUGUUCGACGUGGACGGCGGGUUCAUUGUUCUGAUGUCCGUCCCCCAAUAUAUAAGCUCUGAGCAACUGCGGCGGCGCCCAAUCACUGACGAGAUCCUCGCCGUCACCUCCAGUUCACUCACUGGUGCUUUGUGGAAUCUUCGACAACCUUUCUGCACGUGUCAUUGCAAGGAAAAGGAAAGAGGACGCGGCUUUAACUCUUUUGAACGUGACGGUUUACAUUGUGCAAUAUACACCGUAGAAACUCUUUGUCCGUCCCGUCUGAGCUGGUCAGUUUUUAGAGCUUGAAAGACCAUUUUUUGUUUUUGUUUUGGUCCGCCCGCCCCCUCCCCUCCAGAGCGCCAUUGGAAAAUCUGUGCGAAGCAGCAGCAGCUUGGACUUCGAUGCACACUUCCUGUCUGCGCGCCCGCCGCACCCACAGCCAACAAGAGACUGGAUCCAAUUGGACACCUCUUCGGGGUGUCUGGCACAAUACCAAAAAAAAAAAGGGGGGGUGGGGUUUGCAGCCUAUGAGUUUUCCCAAUGCAGUAGACCUACGAGUCUUUCUCGUGGACACACAUGGGAAGGCCUCUUAUCAUAGCACUUAUGAGGAGCCCGUGGCUUUGGCUCAAUAAAGAAAUAAAUCAAAACAAGACAAAAGCUCUGAUGAAGGGAAAAUGCGACUGACACAAAGUCACCUUCGCGAAGAAUAGGAACAAUUCUGAAAGUGAAUAUCACUGUUACUCCAAAAUGUCCAAGCCUUGCUCGCUCUUGGAGACCGAGCGUGGAUGGUCGGUCAUUGGGUGUGGGGGGGUGGGGGCAGCGUGGAGGGUGUGGCGUCCACUGAGUGCCUCUCUGCUGUGGUCCACCGCCCACCGUCCCGCCCCCACACCUCCCCCAGGUGUCCGACCGCAGCACUUCUUCCCCGUGCUCCGUCUGGCAAUAACCAGACCAACCCUGCUCGUUCUCCCUUUCAGUUGUUAAAACGCAAAGAUCACUUUAGCUGGAAGAUCUACUAGUCAUAUUUCUGGAUUGUGUCUCGUUGUCGUUUGUGUCCACAAUGCAUACAUGCUACGUGCCUGCGUAUGUAUAAGUACAUCGUGGCUGCCUGAAGGAGCCUCUCACUGUUCAUAUGCAGAAACACUUUUUUCUCAGAGGUGCCUCUCUGUGCUCAUCCUGUGUUAUGAAUGCAAAACAAGGAUCAAUACUAUUGAUUGUCAAUUGCUUUUUGAGCUGAUCGUGCUUUGUGUUGGACAGUAUUCUGUCGUACUUCCAGGUCUGGGGGUGUUUUUCAUUGUUUUGGUCCAAGCUGCUCCGCCUGCCCACAGGUUGCCCAUUGCAUAGCUGCUACGCUAAGCCCCCCCCCCCCCCAAAAAAAAAACCCCGUCACAUCUGGUAGCCUCCACCCAACCCCUCCCCUCCAUGAGGCACCGAGGGCCACUUGUAACUGUUUCUAUGCAAAAGACGAGAAGCCGGGGCCCCUCUACAAGCACGCCGACCCCUUGUCACUCCAGCACUAUUCCCACCCUACUGUGAACUUCGCUAUGGCCGCCAUUUUCUCGAGACACUGUCACUGAAGUGGAGUGCGAAGACUUUAUCAAAGGCUCGUGUCCAGACUUGAUCUCAGGGUAGGGGUAGGGGGGCACAGACGACGACCAUGCAGCUCUCUCUCUCUCGCUGUCUUUCUCGCUCUCCACGACCGUCCUUUGUUCCCGUGUACACACACCACACGCAUUGAAGAGAUGCCAAUGUACUGUGCCAACUUCAAUUUGCUGAACAGAGCACUUGUGUUCCUCUUUGAAAGGAAUGAUUUUUUUAGGGGGGCGGCACAGGGAAGUUGGAGGGGCAGCAGCAUCACAUCCUGAAAUGACUGAUUUUCCUUUUUUGUUUGUUUUGUGGGACAAACCCAACGCUAACAUUGCGCAGGGGAGGGUUCCAGUUUGCUACAGUGCACAGUCGAUGAUGGGUAAUCCCGGGUACAUAUUUUUUUAAAACCAAAAAAAAAAAGUUACAAAUCACAUUUUAACAUCAUUUUUAUGAAGUUUGACAGAAAAAUCUUUUUUAAAAAUGCAUAAAAAUGAAAUUGCGGGCUGGGGGGAUCUAUGAUUUGUUGAAGCUCUGCACUUCUCGCUGAAACGUCUCCGGUCGUCACGUUCUGCUCACGACAUGAACAAGUAGACCCACGACUGGGGUUCCUUUUUGUUUGAUUUGUUUUCUUGUGGAUGCUGUAUUUAUCUGGUUUUUAUUUUGUGUUGACGUCCUGCUCAAAGCAGGCCCCGAUUGCGAACUGUACAUUUCCACUGGAUCCGAGUCGGUGAGAGGUACAAAAGUCUUAAAUCAAGAAGGAAAAAAAGGGGGACAAAGGCUACCUUUCAGGACACGGCGUCCUGCAGCACACGAGCAAAAAUCACUAUUGCCUGUUUCUGUAAAACUGCCUUGAUCCAAGAAGCUCAGACAGACCCAAUAAUCCACCAGUACCGCGCCCAGAAAGUCACAAGGGGCUUUCCCAUGCUGCACCAGCAUCGAGAGGCUCUCCUCUUCACACAGCUCGCUUCUCGAAAGCGUGCUUACCGUAGACAUAUAUACAUACAUACGUGUGUAUCUAUACACAAAGUUGAUAUUUGUAUGUAUGCAUACGUACACACCUACUGUACAUAUAUGUACACUUCGGAUGGUAGCCUCUAAAAUGUUUUAUUUGUCUGCAAGGUUGAAAUGAAGAUGAGCAAUAUGUAUUUCCCCCCGCCCACACACACGCACGAACGUCCACACAAAUAUGCGAUGGACGCAAUUUGGUUGUCAACGAAUACUUGAUCGUCCGUUCUGCUUUUCAGCCACAUGAUGUCGUAUGUAUGGAUCUUUGUUCGUUAGCCCGCCCUCCAUCGUAAGUCGAGCAUUUGCUAAUUAAAACAAAAAAAAAA
This is a messenger RNA of Hippocampus comes (tiger tail seahorse), 10021 nucleotides long. It is a transcript of the gene tnrc6c2, whose product is annotated as trinucleotide repeat containing adaptor 6C2. The coding region runs from base 940 to 6594 and encodes 1884 amino acids. The record is from RefSeq and is a predicted model, not a curated record. NCBI's taxonomy places the organism in Eukaryota, Metazoa, Chordata, Actinopteri, Syngnathiformes, Syngnathidae. Gene Ontology annotation, cellular component: P-body; nucleoplasm. Gene Ontology annotation, molecular function: protein binding; RNA binding. Gene Ontology annotation, biological process: miRNA-mediated post-transcriptional gene silencing; positive regulation of nuclear-transcribed mRNA poly(A) tail shortening. The transcript has 22 exons.